Lolium perenne is the source of this 1517-nucleotide messenger RNA. Its product is annotated as cysteine-rich receptor-like protein kinase 44. Gene Ontology annotation, molecular function: ATP binding; protein kinase activity. NCBI's taxonomy places the organism in Eukaryota, Viridiplantae, Streptophyta, Magnoliopsida, Poales, Poaceae. The record is from RefSeq and is a predicted model, not a curated record. Gene Ontology annotation, biological process: protein phosphorylation.
GCUGCUGGAUGGGAUCUCAUCGCAAGGAGGAAGCAACUCCAUCAAAGCACAGGAAACUUCUCGAUCGCCUUGGUGGGAGAUAACAGCAGCAUGGAUUUGAAAUUCCACUUGAUUGAAAAUAUUACAAACGAUUUUUCAGAGGAUCAGAAAGUUGGUAGUGGUGGGUAUGGAGAUGUAUACAAGGCGGUGUAUAAAGGGGAAGAGAUUGCUGUCAAGAAGCUUCAUGCCUUGCAAGGACUUGAUGAUAAGCAAUUUCACAAUGAAUUCCUUAACCUUACCAAGGUCUCUCACGAAAAUGUUGUAAGGUUAAUUGGUUACUGCUACGAAUCGCGACAUAAAUAUGUUAAGCACAAUGGCGAAACUGUUUGGGCCAAAUCAAUGGAGCGAGUUCUCUGCUUCGAAUAUAUGCAGGGCGGAAGCCUCGAAAAACAUAUUUCUGAUGAAUCUUGUGGCCUUGACUGGCCCACAUGUUACAAUAUUAUUAGAGGGACUUGCGAGGGCUUAAAUCACCUUCACUGUGCUACAGAAAACCCCAUUUUUCAUUUGGACUUGAAACCUGCUAAUAUUUUGCUGGAUAAGACCAUGACACCAAAAAUUGCAGAUCUUGGAUUGUCAAGAGUUUUUUCUUCGUCAAAAACACAUAAAACAGAGAUGCUUAAUGGAACACAUGGGUACAUGCCUCCGGAAUACUUAGAGGGUGGCUCUAUAUCAAAUAAGUUCGACGUAUACAGUUUGGGGGUCAUAAUUAUAAAAAUGAUUGCCGGAAAUACGGGCCAUUUUCGAUGUUCUCAAAUGUCUGCCGAACAGUUUGUCGAGCUCGUAAGUGAAAACUGGAAGAAAAGGUUGCAGGCUAUGCCGGGCCUAUAUUCAUCCCACGAAAUAGACAUUCAGCGAGUGAAUAAAUGUGCUGAGAUUGCAAUAAGUUGUGUGGACAAGGAUCGAGAGAAAAGGCCUUUCAUUAAGGACAUUGUCCAUGAACUGCAGAAACUAGAAGCUGAGAUUAAGAAAUUGUCACAGAUUUCUGAUCUCCCAGAAGACCGAACUGGCCAAAGAAGCUGUGACACCAACGUUCUCUCGGUGGAUCCGACACUGGAGCUGCGUUUCGUCUUCGAACAGAGGAAGGAAGCAUCAUGCUGUCUGCAGCUAACUAACAUGACGGAUGGCUUCAUCGCGUUCAAUGUAAAGAUCAACCCGGAUAAGUACCGCAUACAGCAAAGCAGGGGGACCAUGCCACCUUGCUCUAAGCGUUACAUCGUCGUGACGAUGAAAGCGCAGGCGAAUGCACCGCCCAACAUGCGGUGCCAGGACAUGCUCUUCGUGCAGAGCACAGGACUCACCCAAGAACAGGCCUUGGGGCUUAACGGGAAUGAUUAUCAAGACUUGUUUGAGACGGCCAUGGCAGAGAGGGUGGUGGAUGUGGUGAAACUACCCAUCGUUCAUGUUACGCUGGACUAGUAGUCUCCUCCAUAAGAACCGGAAACAUUGGUGUCUUAUGUUCUUCAAUAAUCCCUCCGUUU